AUGGCCGAUGGCCGGUAUCAUUACAACGCAGAUGGAGUGCUUCGUGCUGAUGAAUUUUUAAACAUGGAAAUUCUCUUAACUGAAGUCUCAAACGGUUAUGGAAGUAACAACAGUGGAAAGUCUAGUUUUGAUCAUUACAAGGCUAUGUUUGGAAUGCUUGCUAUGUUACGAACAUUAGCUCAAAAAUAUUCAAAGGCAUCAUUUAACACAUUCCAAAAAUUAAAGGUGCAUUUUUUACAUGGACAUGGUUAUGCAAUUCGUCAUUGGAGUAUUGUUUUUGUUAUGCAUAAAGAACAAUGUGUUGAAGUACCUGUCAACUUUUCCGAAAAAAACGAGCUUUUGGUUCCAUUUAUAGAAUUUUAUUCAACUGUUGCUGCUGGCUGUGCAGAAACUGUAGAUAUCAUGGUAUUACUAAAGGCGGAGCAUGUUGUAGCUUCACGAAAAAAGUGCAAAACAACAUCUCUUACAAGUAUUGUUGAUCCCGUGAUUGUAAGACUCAACGAAGGAAAGCACAUGACAAUUGUUGCUGAUGAAGGUCCCAUGAGCGUACCAGGAAGUCCCGAUCAUGACUAG
Molecule: messenger RNA, 573 nt
Organism: Zychaea mexicana
Lineage: Eukaryota; Fungi; Mucoromycota; Mucoromycetes; Mucorales; Lichtheimiaceae
Exons: 5
Coding region: 1-573 (190 amino acids)
Source: RefSeq, a predicted model, not a curated record